CCACUCAGUGCCACCUAUCAUUGCCAAUCAGUGCCACCUAUCAGUGCUGCCAAUCAGUGCCAUCUAUCAGUGCCAGUCAGUGUCACCAAUCAGUGUGCAUCAGUGCCGCCUAUCAGUGCCAUCAGUGCUGCCUAUCAGUGCCAGUCAGUGCCGCCUAUCAGUGCCAGUCAGUGCCGCCUAACAGUGCCAUAUAUCAGUGUCAUCUAUCAGUGCUGCCUUUCAGUGCCCAUCAGUGAUGCCUGUCAAUGCCCAUCAGUG
This is a messenger RNA of Staurois parvus, 258 nucleotides long. The record is from the annotation of a GenBank genome assembly. Lineage: Eukaryota; Metazoa; Chordata; Amphibia; Anura; Ranidae.